Molecule: messenger RNA, 2558 nt
Organism: Mercenaria mercenaria
Lineage: Eukaryota; Metazoa; Mollusca; Bivalvia; Venerida; Veneridae
Product: nuclear receptor ROR-beta-like
Exons: 10
Coding region: 193-2115 (640 amino acids)
Biological process (GO): regulation of DNA-templated transcription
Molecular function (GO): zinc ion binding; sequence-specific DNA binding; DNA-binding transcription factor activity
Source: RefSeq, a predicted model, not a curated record
UAUUUUGUUAUCAGGUAUGUUAUGGUUUAAUUACCUGUUGAAAUGUCGGACGUCCGGUCGUUAUCUGGGACAAACACUGCGCAUAUCAACCUUAUGGAAUAUGUACGAAGUGAACCAAUAACAGACGUAAGAUUUGACGGCGCCGCUUGAGAAAAAAAUACUUUGGAUCCACGAUUCAUACCAUACUCAAACAUGGACGACGAUUUGUCCAGUGUGAUAGAGCAUGCGUUACAAUACGCUUCUCCACUUCCGGUUUUGGAAGUAACAUCAACUGACAAUCCCAGUACAGCAAUCCAGCAGGAUAAUUCAGAUACAGCGAAUAUAUUGCAACUAAAUAACGACAUUACAAAGAAUAAUGGGACAGAUAAUGUAGAUGCGAGUUCAGAAAAUAGUGCAACCUGUGAUACCUUGCUUUACGGACACCGUGUAACCAUAGAUACUACCGGUAAUGACGGUUCUAAUGGGGGAAUUCUCAAUCUUUUACCCGUUACUUUAGAAAGACAGCACGACAGAAAUGAAAUCGACAAUUCUGUUAACGUUGGUCAGUUGAACAUAGACUUAUAUGCAACACAACACGAACCUGUUCAGAAUGUCACUGUUUCAAUUAAUUCCCGUCCGGUGCCGGAACAUACCGUUUCCAGCUCAUUUAGCCCCAGCAGCUGCAGCCUGCAAGUUGAAAGUCCAAGCAAUGUGAUACCAAAAGUAAAAAAGACGCGCAAGAGAGUAAAGAACCCAGACCCGCCCCCGGAGCCGAUACUUCCGCCAUGCAGUAUCUGUGAUGAAAAAUCUUCCGGAUAUCAUUACGGAGCGAAUACAUGCGAAGCUUGCAAGGGUUUCUUCAGAAGAACGCUAAAGAAAAAGGAAGUUGGUUACAAGUGCAAAUGUAAACCGGACAUGAGAGAGGAAUGGGAGCGAGGCCCGAUUAAAAAUGGCUGCGCGUCAUGCAGAUAUAAAAGAUGCCUCAAAGUAGGAAUGUCAAAGGAAGCUAUCAAAAUAGGUAGAUACACAUUAAAACAUAAGACCAAAAACAUCAACCAGGUGAAAAAUGUAGAAUCCAUCGACAGUCUAAUCGAUGUAGCCAUGGCCAGCAUUUAUGAAAGUAAUCCGUCAUCUGCUUCCGGUUUAGAGCUUGGAAUAAGCUGGCCUGAAGAUAUCACAAGUCCACUGGCAGCUGUAGAAUCUGAAAUUUCCUCUAGUUGUCGGUCAGAUUACGACAAUCCGUCUCCACCGGCGAAAAAAGCGAAACCAGAUCCAGUUUCGAGCCUGACCAGUCAAAACAGCAUAGUUUCCUUGAAGGAAAUCGAUUCAAUUGUGAGAACCUUGACGGAAUCACAGAGUAGUGCGGACUUUGAUGAUUUUGGUCACAUCCCCACGGAAGUCAUUAAACAAAAGCAAACUGAGUAUCUGGAAAAGUACAAUAUGAAAAAAGAACUUUUCGGUGACAUGGGACUGUCCAAAGCCGAAUUUGACGAGUUUUACAGUAUAACGGGCAUUGAUUUGGAUGGCAGAAUUGAACACGUGCAACGUGCAUUCACAUUUUUCGAGCAAAAGAUCUCAGUUAUUGUUAGUUUUGCCAAGUCUAUACCAGGAUUUAAGUCGUUAAAAAUGAAUGAUCAGGCUAAUUUAAUAAAAGCUUCCCGGAUUGAAAACACAUUAUUCGGUGGAUAUAGGGGCAUUCUCAGGAAUUUUGAUAUGGAGAGGCGGGUAUUGACUACCCCCUGGGGCAAGGAAAUACACAUGGACGAGCUGGCACGGAUUGUACCCAUACACUUUGUUUUGACGAAGUUUAAAUACAGCCAGUCAGUUCGAGACCUGGAUUUAACAGUUCAAGAAGAAAGUGUCGUUAGGGCGAUAGUGACAACAUUUUCAGAUCGAUGUUCACUUGAAGAACCUCAAAAAGUGGAACGGAUUCAAGAGAAACUGGUCGCGUGUUUACAACAUCUACUCAGCAUCCGGCCAGGAGGGCCUGGUUCCCGGCUUUACAGAAUAUUCAACCUUUUGACUAAUUUCCGUGACUUUUCUGAAAACGAGAAUGAAUUCACCAGAAAAAUGCUUAAAGAUUGGCCAAUGUUGUCAACAAAUAAAUACGAGUUACUAAAGGAAUUUAUCGCAUAAAAAGUUUGGUAAAAGUACGUUACUUCCUGGGGACUAGAGAGUGUUUAGAAGCACACCUUCACAUACAUUCCAGUUUUGGAAGUUAAGAAAAAUGUUUUUAUUUGUUAGUAUUUGUAAAUAUAUCUUAAAAUCAAGCUGAGAGGAUAUAACGGGAGUGCUACAAGUGCUUAUUAUAGAUCCAGGACUGAUUACUACAAACAGGAAGUGACUUACUCAGUGUUAUAUAUGACGUAGCCCAAAAUGUAGUUCCGUGCUGUUGAUGAAAUCUGGUAUUACUAGUAUGAGUCAUAUGAGGUUGUGGCAGUUAUUUCGUCUUAGUCUUAUUGCUUAUUGUAGGCUAUUCAGAAAAGAUCUAGACCAUUUUCUUUGUGAAUUUCCAGGUUUUAGUUUUGUUCAUUGAAAAAAUUAUUUUUCUUAUAUGUAACAUGACAUGCAUUUUUUUU